AGAAAACACAGGAGCGGCGUCCACCAAAAGAAACCAAACAGCGGAAAAAGAAGGUGUAUCAGUGACGAAACAAGCUACAAGAUGAAUCACCUCAACCCCAUUGUCAAUCCGCACGAUCACCUCGCCAUCCAAAACACGAUCGCGCGGUACUGCGAAGCGCUUGAUACCAAGGAUUUCAAGCUGCUUGAUCAAGUGUUUGCUGAAGAAGUCGUGGCGAAUUAUCCGUUCAAUAAUAAGUUGGAAGGGGUCAAAGGUGUGAGGGAGGCUAUUGUGAAUAGACUCGGACCCAUCCUAACCCACCACUCCCUCACAACACAGCGCAUCACGUUCGGACACGACAGCCGCACCGCACACGCCGUGACCUACUUCGUGGGCUGCCACUUCGGGCAAGGGCCGCACGAAGGCAAAGUGCUGCAGGCGUGGGGCCAAUACAGCGACGAGCUCAUCUGCUUGGAUCGAAACAGCGCGGAUAGGGAGGGUGAAGGGGUUGCCGGCGCCAGUGGUGUGUGGAGGAUCGCUAAGAGGACGGUUGGUUUCACGAAGAGGAUUGGUGAUGAGAGGAUUAUGGAAGAAUUUUAA
This is a messenger RNA of Periconia digitata, 579 nucleotides long. NCBI's taxonomy places the organism in Eukaryota, Fungi, Ascomycota, Dothideomycetes, Pleosporales, Periconiaceae. The record is from the annotation of a GenBank genome assembly.